Messenger RNA from Malania oleifera, 1771 nucleotides. RefSeq names its product probable serine/threonine-protein kinase At1g01540. The coding region runs from base 1 to 1353 and encodes 450 amino acids. The transcript has 7 exons. Gene Ontology annotation, biological process: protein phosphorylation. Lineage: Eukaryota; Viridiplantae; Streptophyta; Magnoliopsida; Santalales; Ximeniaceae. Gene Ontology annotation, molecular function: ATP binding; protein kinase activity. The record is from RefSeq and is a predicted model, not a curated record.
AUGUUCUUUCACGUUUCAUCUCUAAACACCAACCUCUCAAAGCAAAUUACCUCAUUCUUCGGCCUCAAGGCAUGGCUCCUAAUCCUGAUUUGCAUUGCUCUGUUUCUCCUCCUGCUCCUCUGUUUCCUCUCUCUGUUCAUCCUCCUCCGUCGCCGUCCGAAUUCUCCGCCGCUCCCCCGCCGCUGCCCCUCGAAGCCCGCAGCCCCCAAGCAUUCCGGGAAGAUCUUUCGAGGGUCCUCGCUGGACGCGCGGCUUCUCUCCCCCUAUGCCUCCAGGAUUGAGAAGAACUCCGCCGAAACAGAGCGCCGGGUAGCCUUCUCCGGCGAGUGGUCGGCCCAGGAAACCGGAACAAUUGGGGCGGAUUUAGACUCUGUUGCUUGGCGGCUCCGUGUGUUGUCGGAUCCCAGGUGUGGGAAUUACUUCCCAUUGAGGGAGAUCAAAGCGGCGACAUACGAAUUCGCUAAUGAGAAUCUGAUCGGAGCCGGACAUUGUGGAAUUGUUUAUCGCGGCGUCUUAUCGGAGAACACUCCGGUGGCAGUGAAGUUGCUGAGUAACAGUUGUCAAGUUGAGGAAUUCAAAGUAGAAGUGAGGAUAGUUGGGCAUGCUAGACACAAGAAUUUGGUCAAGUUGCUCGGAUACUGUAUGGAAGGAGACCAAAGGAUGCUUAUUUGUGAAUACAUAGCUAAUGGUGAUCUGCACCAGUGGCUUCAUGGGCACAGAGGCCGAGUCAGUCCUCUUACCUGGGGCAGACGGAUGAACAUCAUCAUUGGAAUGGCAAAAGGAUUGGCCUACCUACACGAGGAUAUCGAACCGAAGAUCGUUCAUCAGGGCCUAAAGUCCAGCAAUAUACUGCUUGAUCAUCAGUGGAAUCCUAAGAUCUCUGAUUUUGGGCUUGCAAAGCUCUUCGGUCCCGAGUGGAAUCAUCUGAUAGCUCACACUAUGAGAACAUCCGGCUAUGUAGCACCAGAAUGUGCUUCUACUGCUGUUUUGACGGAGAAGAGUGAUGUUUAUAGCUUUGGGAUUUUGGUCAUGGAGAUCAUUUCAGGGAGGACUCCCAUAGACUACAACAAGUAUCAGGAAUGCUUGAUUGACUGGAUAAAAUCGAUGGUUGCGAGGCAAAACUUCGAUCACGUAGUGGAUUCCAAGUUGCGCGGAGUACCUUCCUUGAAGGAACUCAAGCGAAUUCUAUUAAUUGCUCUUCGGUGCGUCGAUCCAGAUCCAGAAAGUAGGCCUAAAAUGGGAGAUGUAAUCCACAUGCUAGAACCGCGAGACCUGCUGCUUUAUGGUGAACAUCAAAUUAGGAGAGCAGCUUCUUGCCGAAACUACCCAACAAGAGAUUUCAACUGUUGCUGAAUUGGGUAAUGUUGGUUUGACAUAGAAACUGCGCAGCAGCUGUCAUUGUUGAAAAAACAAUUUCGACAAAACUGAAAUGUUGGGUUAGGCCUUGGAUAGUUCCAAGUUAAUUAGAGCAAGUUUUCGAGUUUAUUUUCACUUCAUUUAUUUUUUUGGGUUCUUUAGAUUAAGCUGUCAAGUGCUAUUUUUUCAUUUAUAAUUAUCUUCAUUCAAUAAACAAAUGUAUGGUAACCACCUCCUCCUCCUCCUUCUUCUUCUUCUUCUUCUUCUUCUAAUCAUGUUUCAUUUUUGUGCAAUUCCAAAUUGUUCUUCUUUAUUUGCUUGCUGAUUAUAGCCUGCAGCUUUUUAUUUUUUAGGUUCUGUAUUGAGCUUGGAAUUUGACAAAUAUGUCAUGCAAUAAAAUCUCAAAUUGCUGUCA